This is a messenger RNA of Anopheles aquasalis, 2396 nucleotides long. Its product is annotated as zinc transporter 2-like. Lineage: Eukaryota; Metazoa; Arthropoda; Insecta; Diptera; Culicidae. The record is from RefSeq and is a predicted model, not a curated record. Gene Ontology annotation, cellular component: plasma membrane. Gene Ontology annotation, molecular function: zinc ion transmembrane transporter activity. Gene Ontology annotation, biological process: response to zinc ion; zinc ion transmembrane transport.
UCAGUACCAUUUCUGCCACCGCGCCAAUCGGCCAUAGUACACACCCCACACUGGUGGGCUCACUCGUUUGGGUGCCUGGUGGCCACGAUUCGUUGCGCUCUGGGCGAUCUAGUGUCUAGUGUUGUCACGGUCCAGUCCCUGUCCACCGUACCAGCCGUGGUGGUGUGAAGGGAAAUAGAAAAAAUUACACCAUUCACCCCCAGCUGCAGAUCACCGGGAGAUCGUAUGUGCAGAACCGGAAACACACUGGCAGUGAGCACGAAAGCACGGUGGUGGUGCAAUAGUGGCGCGUGAAAAUCGCCGGGAGAGAAAAACAAUAGCACGUGUGAUGUCAUGUGCGUGGUGUCAGUGUGCCAGUGAGCGCAUAGCCUACUCUAAAGCUUAGUUCUGAAUGCUCCUUUGAAGGUCAACGGUUUUUCGGUCGGCCAAAAACCAACAACCCUAACCCGGCCUAACAAACGAGCAGUGAUCAGUGAAACCACAGAAUCCAGUAUCCCACCAGUGCACGAUCAGCGAUCAUCAUCAUGACGUCAUACAUCGAGGUGAACAUACACUCCGAUCAUGAGGAUGACGAGGAAACGAUCGAUCUCGAUAACCAGCUCCAUCAGCAGCAGUGCAGCAGCCAGCAGAGUCUUCUGCCGAGCAUCACAAACCUGUCGAAUCCUCAAUCCUGCCUAUUCAUCACAAACAAAGCGGCCACCGAACAGUAUGGCAAAGCGGAGAAACGAAAGCUUAUGUGGGCCACACUGUUCACCGUUGCCUUCAUGGCAGCGGAGUUUAUCGGUGGAUACCUAUCGGGCAGUUUGGCCAUCAUGACCGAUGCAGCCCAUUUGCUAUCGGAUUGCAUCAGUUUCAUCAUCGCGAUCAUAUCGAUCUGGAUGUCCAACCGGCCGCCCGAUGCAAAGAUGUCAUUCGGCUACCGGAGAGUCGAGGUACUCGGUGCUCUGCUGUCCAUCUUUGGCAUCUGGGUACUGACGGCGGUGCUAGUCGUGCUGUCCGCUAAGCGAUUGAUCGCGGGUGAUUAUGAGAUCGAAGCCGAUACCAUGAUCAUCGUAGCCAUUCUGGGUGUUGUGAUGAAUAUUGUUACGGCCAUUAUCCUGCACGGUUCCUGUAGUGUACUACCUCACGGGCACGGUCACAGUCAUGGUGGUCACGGUCAUAGUCAUGGUGGACACGGGCACAGCCAUACUCCCGUUGGACGACCACGACCAAAAACGCCACAAUCGAUGGUGGCCCGUCUUUCGUUGUCACGGUCCUGCUCACCGGUACCGAAGCGUCUUCCCCGGACACACUCGUGUGAUGAGAAAAAGUGCGAAAAAAUGGAGCAGCUCAUCAUCCCGAACUAUCCACCAAGCCCACAGACGGCCAGUCCGCGCACUUCACGCCACAACUCGUUCGCCCUCACACCGGACAGCAUGCAGCGACCGAAUCUCGAUACGAUCCUCAACAGUGCCCGGUUGAAGCUACACAAAGAGCAUCUGCGGCAUCGGAUGAGCGUUGACGCGGGCCUCAACUCACCGGAUCUCAUUAGCUCGAGUAAGGUAAGCUAUUCGCGCAUCAGCACCGAUCACGAAUCAUCCCGGCCGCACAGUGACGAUGAGGAUCAGACGGUGCGCAGUGACACGGAAUGUUCGAUGGGUUCCGAUCACCAUCACCACCUUCGGGCUGCCGAUGCGGCCGGUGAGGAUGAGAGUAGCAAUCUAAAUGUCCGUGCGGCGAUCAUACACGUGAUCGGUGAUUUCAUACAGAGCAUUGGCGUUCUACUGGCGGCCAUAGUGAUCAAAUUCGCUCCCAACCUGAAAGUGUUCGAUCCGAUCUGUACGUUCGUGUUUUCACUGAUCGUGCUGGUGACGACGGUACGCAUCUUCCGUGAUUCGAUGCGGAUACUCACCGAUGCCGUUCCCAGUGAUAUCACGCUCGAGAAACUGUCCAGCGAGCUCACCUACAUCGAGGGCGUCAAAACGGUGCAUGAUCUCAGGGUGUGGAGCGUCUCGACCGGCUGGAACGUGAUGACGGUUCAUCUCAUGAUCGACCCUCUAGCGAAUGCGUCGGAGAUACUGACCGCGGCGAAUAGCAUCGCGAGGAAGGACUUCCGCAUAAAACACAGUACGGUGCAGAUUGAAAAGAUGCACUUUUAAUCAAACCGAAGAAAUUUGCUCAUCUCCUUCAAGGUGGAUCGAGAGUAAGGAUCAAGAGUUGUCCAUUUAUGUAAUAGGUAUAAAUAUGAAAUUGAAUCUACUUGUGUAUUCCUCUGUAUAUACGCUAAAUAAAAUCCGAAAUGACUGAAAUAUCGUUAACCGAUUGUGAUUAUAAAAUGUGCAUUAAAUUAAUAACGAAAAAAAAAGAAUAAAGGUCAGAAGGACCACGUGUAAUAAGAUUUAAAUAAAGUUUUGAUG